This is a messenger RNA of Miscanthus lutarioriparius, 1065 nucleotides long. The record is from the annotation of a GenBank genome assembly. Lineage: Eukaryota; Viridiplantae; Streptophyta; Magnoliopsida; Poales; Poaceae.
AUGGAUGGGUGGAGAUGGACCGGCAAAGCGGCUGCGGCUGCUGCUGUGGCGUUCUUGCUCCUGUCGACCGCUCCUCCUGGAGGAGCAAGGAGAGAACCCGAUGCCAACAACAAUGGGCGGAGUUUUGUUUUUAACUAUACUCUGGCCAAGGCUGUUGUGGAAUAUGCUGCAGCUGUAUAUAUGACAGAUCUGACGGCUCUAUAUACAUGGACAUGCUCAAGAUGCAAUGACUUGACUCGAGGCUUUGAGAUGACUUGUAUAAUUGUUGAUGUCCAGAAUUGUUUGCAGGCAUUCGUCGGUGUUGAUCACAAUCUCAAUGCUAUCAUUGUUUCAAUCAGGGGAACUCAAGAGAACAGCGUACAGAAUUGGAUUAAGGACAUAAUAUGGAAGCAGGUUAAUCUUAAUGAUCCAAACAUGCCCAAUGCUAAGGUCCACAUUGGGUUUUACUCUUCUUACAAUAAUACAGUUUUACGUUCAACCAUCACGAAUGCUGUUCGCAAGGCAAGGAAGCUACAUGGACAUAGUGACAUAAUUGUAACAGGGCAUUCGAUGGGUGGAGCAAUAGCUUCUUUUUGUGCCCUUGAUCUUGCCAUGAGCUUUGGAAUUAACAAUGUUCAUCUGAUGACUUUUGGGCAACCGCGUGUUGGUAAUGCUGCUUUUGCCUCCUACUUCGCCAAGUAUGUGCCAAACACAUUCCGAAUGACACAUGAACGUGAUAUUGUACCUCAUCUGCCGCCUUAUUUCUUCUUCCUCCCACAACUGACGUACAAGCACUUCCCCAGAGAGGUGUGGGAACAUGAAGUCGAUGGCAACACAACCUAUCAAGUCUGCGAUGGCAGCGGUGAAGACCCAAACUGUUGCAGGAGCGUGUUUGCGCUGCUCUGGAGCGCUUCUGACCACUUGACCUACAUGGGAGUUGAGAUAGCGGCCGACGACUGGAGCACCUGCAGGAUCGUCCUGGGGCAAAGCGUCGAGCAGCUCAAAGGGAGCCUUGCCAGCGACAUUGUGAUGUCCGGACUGUCAGUCGACGUUGUCAUCGCGGAUGAUAGUGUGCAAAUUGAGUGA